AAACCGUGGGGUCAGCAGCGUGAACUUUGUACGUUUUCUGUAAACUAUCUCACCACUGUUGGUGGUCACUCUUGUUCAGUUCAACCGAGCGCGGGCGCAUUUGAACAUUACUGUAGAUAUGAUAGAUUUGACUGGAAUAGAAGAAAUGGACAGAUGCAGAGAAAUUUUGCAAACUCACAACUGGGAUCUUGAGGUGGCUGUACAGGAUACAUUAAAUAUGAGGGAGGGGUCACCAUCAGUUUACAGACCACCUUCAAGUUCAAUGCCAACAGUUGUUACAAACUUUCCCAACCAAAGGUUUUACCAAGCAGUUCGAGUAUGGCGACCCCAAGGAAUAUUUGGAUGGGGAUAUUUUUUGUUAACAUUUCCAUUUAAUUUCAUCUAUCAGUCAUUACUUAGUGUCAUGAGGUUUGCUUGGAGUUUGAUACAUCCAGACCCAAGAAGAUAUGUUACAGACCCAUUAGGUGAUGUAUUGAAUUUUAUUCAGAGUUAUCAAUCAAAGUAUGGACCUGUGCACCCGGUAUUUUAUCAAGGGACAUAUAGUCAGGCUCUUAAUGAUGCAAAGAGAGAAUUGAAAUUUUUAUUAAUUUAUCUUCAUGGAGAUGACCAUCAAGAUACACCAUAUUUUUGCAGGACAACUCUGGCUAACCAAGAUGUAAUAGCAUUUAUCAAUACCAGGUUUUUGUUCUGGGCAUGUUCAGUUAAUCUACCAGAAGGAUAUAGAGUUUCUCAAGCCCUACGAGAAAAUGGCUAUCCAUUUUUAGCUGUAAUAGUACUCCGAGAUAAUCGUAUGACAGUUGUUGCAAGAUUAGAGGGCCCAGUAGACCCAACAGAAUUAAUACAGAGGCUUCAAAGGAUUAUGAAUGAUAAUGAAACAUCUUUAGUAGCUGCUAGACUUGAUAGACAGGAACGAAGUUUGAAUCAAACAAUAAGAGAGGAACAAGACCAAGCUUACCUGGAAUCAUUACGUGCUGACCAAGAAAAAGAAAGGAUAAAAAAAGAAGAAGAUGAGAGAAAAGAACAGCAAGAAAGAGAGGAACAUGAAAAGAAGCUUGCUGAACAAUUCAAAAAAGAUGAAAUAAGAAGACUGAAAGUAGAACUAGCUGAUCAGGUUCCAGAUGAACCACCACCUAAUGAACCAGAUACUAUUCGUUUGAUGAUAAAACUACCUGAAGGUCGUAGGUUAGAAAGAAGGUUCAGAAGGGACCAUUCACUAAAGUACCUAUACUACUUUGUGUUUUGCCAUGAUCAGUCACCGGAUAGCUUCCAAAUUGUGACUAAUUUUCCACGCAGAGUCCUUCCGUGUGAGCCCACCAGAGAAUGUCCUGAGCCACCGUCCUUCCGAGAGGCUGGACUAAGCCAGUCAGAGAUGCUGUUUGUUCAAGAUCUUGAUACAUAAAAAAACACCAUUUUUGCAGGUGCUAGAUAAUUCUAUUGUUUUUUGUUUUUUUUCAGAAUGAAUUAGUCAAUGUGGUGUAAAUCCAGAUGAAAAUAUAAUUUCUUAAAGGAAAACAGGACAGUAUUUGUUGACUCUAAAUUUAAUUUCUUGUGGAUAAAUAUAUAGAAGUGGGCAUGUAUUAUUAUACUAACAACUGCAACAGGUAGGAAGACAAUACAUCUAUGGAUGCUUUUGUAGUGUGGAUAUGUUCAGGUAGUUAUCUAAAUUAAUUAUGGAAGAACGUUUUAACUCAUAUGCUUUAAAAAUCAGGCUUAUCUUGAUUCUGUUUACUGCUUUACAAAUGUUUAGAAAAUGCUUAACAUUUUCUGGUGUAACUUGUUUUGAGAAUAAGUUUGAAAGUAGGUUUUAGAGUUGAUGCAGAUUAUUUCUUGUGAGUGUAGCAGUAGAAAGGCUUAUUUGAAACACACACAAACUUUAAUAUUUGUUUAUUUGGUAGUGAACUUAUUUCAUUGCUUCGAGGUGUGUAUGCAAUUGUCAAAGACAGCAAAUAACCUGUUUUAUAGAGAGCCUUGGACACUGUAAAAUAAAUGUGGUUUUUAUCCCAGAAUCCUUUCUUUUUUUCCAAAUUAAUUAUCUCUUGAGCUGUAAGUGUAUUAAUCAUUCCAUAAUAUACAUGAGUAAAAUAAAAAACUGUAAGGUUACUAAGCAGUUACUCUAAAUUUGCAUGCAUCUAAAUGAAAAUGAAAGAUUGUGUUGAAGUUGUAUCAGAUGUUGUUUCAAAUGUGCUUGUUUGAAGCACGUUGAAAUAAAGACAUAUUUAACAAUAAA
Molecule: messenger RNA, 2227 nt
Organism: Limulus polyphemus (Atlantic horseshoe crab)
Lineage: Eukaryota; Metazoa; Arthropoda; Merostomata; Xiphosura; Limulidae
Gene: Faf2
Product: FAS-associated factor 2-like
Exons: 12
Coding region: 119-1399 (426 amino acids)
Cellular component (GO): endoplasmic reticulum
Molecular function (GO): ubiquitin binding
Source: RefSeq, a predicted model, not a curated record